Messenger RNA from Effrenium voratum, 1680 nucleotides. The record is from the annotation of a GenBank genome assembly. Lineage: Eukaryota; Dinophyceae; Suessiales; Symbiodiniaceae.
AUGUGGGUGGUGAUCUCGUCCCCUCCGGCGGAGAUGGCCCGAAUGCAGGGCUUCCUGUUGCGGCAGUCCUUCCUGCGAGACAGGCAAAGCGAGGCCCUGUUGCAGCCCUUUGCCAUGCUUCGUGGCCUGCGAGAGGACUACGUGCUUCAGGUCUUCCGGCGCGCCCGUGGCAGGAGCUCGUUUUCGCCCUGGAGCUUCCCCGUGCCGGCGCUUUGCAGCUUGACCAUAGUGUCUGCGAUUUUUCCUGAGCGGUGCUAUUUCGGUACGACUUACGGGUGCUCCAACGAGGCUCACAUUUGGGUCACCGACGGCUGCAACGCCUGGUUCCGGCGCGGCGGCAGUCAGGGCGCUUGCAUCAGCGACGCAGGGCAGGCUGUGAAGCGCAGCGAGUGGAGCUACGACAAGGUGAUGUCGCGACAGUUUGUGGAGUGCUUUCUUCCUGAAGUCCCAGAACCAACUGGACGCCAGGUCAUGGAGAUUUGUGCCGCGGACCAGGAUUCCCUUGACCUGGAGCUGGUUGAAGACGACCACUGGCGCAGCCCGCGGAUUCCUGUGGGUCAGCACCAGGCCAUGCUGUCCGUGCGCUUGCCCUUCGACGCAGUACUGGAGGUGUCCACCUACUCGGCGCAGCUGCGCAACUCAGGCUGGGCGUCCGCGGUGCUGCAGCUGGACGGGGAGUGUCGGGCGUGGAACGUGGUGCCCUUUCUUGGCUUCCACAUCAGCUUUGAGAUUUGGAACGCGUCCACUCGCGGCCGGGAGCGGCUGCUGCUGGCGAAGUCCAGGAUGCCGCAGUUUGCCUCCUUCAUGCCGAUGGCCUGGUCGGGCGCAGACUUAAGGGUGAGGUCCUCGAUGGUGCACAAGGAAGGCAUUCUGGGGAUGUACGACGUCAUGGACCCCGGGUCUCACUGGGGCAACGGAUCCCGGAUCUGGCAGGAAGCAGGCCGCCUGCAGCCUGGCCGUUCCCUGGAGACCGCGCUCCGGCGCGCGGACGGCCUGGCGGCGCUGAUUUUGGCGCUGCGUCUGGCGGUGGCGUGGAUGCUCCAGGAGAAGGUGCCAGCUGCGCUGCUGGCGGCGGUUUAUUCUGCCGUGCAGCUGGCGGAUGGUCCGCUGAGGGACGACGCCGUGCAGCUCCUAGAGGACACCAUGAAAGAGCCCGGUGACACUGCUGGCCCAGUGCAAGUGCUGCACGGAGCAUUCCCGCGAUUGGUCUUCAGCUACUGGGCCCCUAAAGGACAACCGCCGAAGAACACGCUCACCAUGCACGACAAACGGCUGGCGCCACCGCCGCAGUGGGAGCCUACAGGCCUCAAGAUCCCAGCCCCAGAGGCAGUUUCGGUGUUUAUUCACAGCAACUUCGGGCAGACGACGGACAGCGAUGGCGCGUUGCAGUUCUGGCGUGCGGCUGUUGGUCAGUACCCAGCAUUGGCGGACUGUAGUGUGGAGCACUGUGGGAAGCUGCCGCAGGAGCGCUUCGUUUUUUGUCCUGAGCAAGUAGAGAGGCUUCUGCUGCUGUGGAUGGAGUGGCGGCGGCGCCUUCGACGAGCCGGGCUGCGCAAGGUUGGUGAAGCAGACGGGGGCGCAACCACGGUCCCGAGCGUCUACGAGUAUUUGGACGUGGCAGAGUUGCUGCAGUCAAGCCGAGGUAGCAGCGGCCUGGCGUGUGGGCAUGAGAGCCUUUAG